AUGACCGAAAACAAACUUGCUGAAGAACAACCGAUGGAAAGUGACAGUGACAGUUACGAUGACGAGAUUAAGUAUGAAAACCUUAAAGAAGCAGGUGAAACAAUCAAUGGAACUGUUCAACAUUCGAUGAAACAUUUCCAACCGACCAAUAAGACUCUAUCAAAAUAUGUCGAUAAGAUAGAUAUCAGUCCAUAUUCACCUCGUAGUGGCCAUGUCGAUGAUGGAAAGUAUCGUUCGAAAGAUAAACAUGAUCGUGCUACUGUUGAACUAGUUCUCGAUCCACGAACACGUUUGAUUCUAUUCAAAUUUCUUCAACAAGGUCUAGUUGAAGAAAUCAAUGGAUGUAUAUCAACUGGAAAAGAAGCAAAUGUUUAUCAUGCUCGAACCAGCGCCGACGAACAUCGUGCCAUCAAAGUUUACAAAACAUCUAUUUUAGUUUUUAAAGAUCGCGAUCGAUACGUGACAGGAGAGUACCGUUUCCGACAUGGAUAUUCAAGGCACAAUCCAAGAAAAAUGGUGCGUUUAUGGGCAGAAAAAGAAUAUCGAAAUCUAUCACGAUUGCACUCAAAUGGUGUGCCGUGUCCAAAGCCCAUUGCCUUGAAAAAUCACGUUCUAGUCAUGGAAUUUAUCGGCGAGAAUGGUUGGCCAGCUGCAAAACUAAAAGAUUCUCCUCUAUUAGAUGAAACUCAGGCAUUUGCUCUAUAUCUUCAGUUAAUUCAUUACAUGCGUAUUAUGUUCGUUAAAUGCAAAUUAAUCCAUGCAGAUUUAUCGGAAUUCAAUCUACUUCUUGAUUCCAAAAAUCAAUUAUACGUUAUUGAUGUGUCCCAGUCUGUAGAGCAGGCUCAUCCCAAUGCAUUAGAAUUUCUUCGGAUGGAUUGUCGAAAUGUGACUGACUAUUUCGCUAAACGAUACACACUGAAAAAUCUCUUGACAAUGCAGCAACUAUUCAACUACAUCACCGAUCCUACAAUCACUGAUUCUAACGAACAAGCGUAUCUUGAUAAAAUGAUUGAACAAGCAACGAAUAGACGGUCGGAUGAAACAACUGACGAAGUUGACGAACGCGUUUUCCAACAGAUCUUUAUUCCUCAAACAUUAGAUGAUUAUUGCGAGACAACAUCAAAGGAUCUUCGGCAAGCGUCAACAAUCUUAGGUAUGAAUGAAUCGAUGACAGGUGCUCGUUUGGUGCCAACUAUACUUGCAAGCGACGAUGAUCAAUCGUCGAGUGACAGUGAAACAUCUAGCGACGACGACAGCGAUGCAAGUGAUUAUGCAUCAGCUGCCGAGGAAAUCCCAUCACAAGAAUCAAGCGCUGUCCAAGGCAAUGUACGUCCGCGUGACGAAUCUCCAAACUCGAAACGAUUGCGAAAACAAGCUAUUCGGGAACAAAAACGAGAACGAAGAAAAACUAAAAUACCUAAACAUGUGAAGAAACGAGCAGAAAAGCUCGGUGGUGAUAAACGAAAACGAAAAUGA
Adineta ricciae is the source of this 1476-nucleotide messenger RNA. NCBI's taxonomy places the organism in Eukaryota, Metazoa, Rotifera, Eurotatoria, Adinetida, Adinetidae. The record is from the annotation of a GenBank genome assembly.